ACCCCUUAUCCAUUCAUUGAUUUCAUUCUCACACUCUCCUCACACCAGUGUACCAUGUUCACUCUUUUAUUAUCUCUCUACUUUGGCAAACUUAGAGCAAUCCACAAGCCAUCCCAAACAGGUUUUGGAGCAGAAAAUAAUGGCUACGGCAGCAGCAUCAGCCUCGGCUACGCUUUCACUGAUUGUCGCCGCAAAGGCCAACAGGUUUUCCCAGAGAAGAAGCACCAAAGUGAGGUACAUUAGUGGGCUGAAUUCAUUUGAAGGCCUCAAGGCACAUAACCAUGUAUCUGCAUUAGGCGUCCCUGUUUGCGCUGACCACUCAUUUGCAAAGAUUGUAAGCUCACUGAGACCACAAGGCAAGGGUAAUGGCGGCGGAGCUCUCUCUGCAACCUGCAAUGCCGUCGCUGAGAUUUUCAAGAUUGCUGCCAUAAUCCCUGGCCUUGUUCUUGUUGGAGUCGCUGUCGGUUUCGUCCUCCUCCGAGUUGAAGCUUUCCUGGAGGAAUCUGAAGAAUGAAGUUAUGGCAACUCUGGUGGUUGGUUCAGUGUUGUUUUUCAAUAAUCAAGGUCAAUGUGCUUUUGAAUUGGUUCCAUGUUUUGUCUUGUAGAUUUGUUCUGUUGGGGCUACAUAUAUAUAACUAAGAUAUCUUUGCCUCUCUUUCUCA
Messenger RNA from Ipomoea triloba (trilobed morning glory), 662 nucleotides. RefSeq lists its product as uncharacterized. The transcript is spliced from 2 exons. NCBI's taxonomy places the organism in Eukaryota, Viridiplantae, Streptophyta, Magnoliopsida, Solanales, Convolvulaceae. The record is from RefSeq and is a predicted model, not a curated record. Bases 140 to 514 code for a protein of 124 amino acids. Gene Ontology annotation, cellular component: cytochrome b6f complex.